GCCACAGUGACAUUUACCAUUCAUUUACCCUCUUCAUUAUAACUCUUAUCCUUCUGAGAGUUCAUCUCAUCCAAAGUGUAAAUGUGAUUAACAUGGUGUGUUGACAGUAAAUCCGCUGCGAGUCGGGGUCCUAUUCGUCCCGUCGGGAUUUAUUUUCUUAUACUGACCAGCGGACUAUAUAUUAUCCCUUACAUACAUACUAGCACACUUUGGUGGGUUGGAUUUGCUGAACUAAGAUAUUGGAGUGCGUUUAAAUUAAAUGAAUGUGGGGCAAAACCCCGCCCAUGGGUGGUGUUCUACAGAUCAAGACAAUAUUUAUCCAGCCAGGCGCAGGUAGUCCAGUGGUAAAGCUCGUUUAGAGGAAGCAUAUUCUCAGAUCUUCUUCUAUGUUCCAUACGAGGUGGCCUUGAAAUUAAACGACGGCAUUGCAAGAUUGUUUUUUUUUUCCCACGUGAAUAGAGUAUUGCCGGCGUCACGUGACAUUUUUGGAAAUUGCCUUCAAUGCUAUGUGAUGGCUUGGUGAUGCUCCUGGAGAAAAACAUCUUGGGACCAGUCGAGAGAUAAGCGAGCUGUAUCAAGGUUGGACAAGUAGCUCGCGCCCAUCUCCUUCCUUGUCGUUGGACUCAGCACCCCAGCACAACAGACAGGAAUGGAGAACCACAAGGAGUCCAGCAAGCUCAAUGGCGGGCCGUCUGAGUCAGGGGCCACGGACUCGGGUGGCUCUGGUCAGCCCAAGGAAAGCAUGCAGCUGAAGAAGGAGAUCUCACUGCUCAACGGUGUCAGCCUCAUUGUAGGUAACAUGAUUGGCUCUGGCAUCUUCGUGUCACCCAAGGGCGUGCUCAUCUACAGCGCCUCUUAUGGGCUGUCCCUGGUCAUCUGGGCCAUUGGGGGUAUCUUCUCUGUGAUCGGGGCACUGUGUUACGCUGAGCUGGGCACCACCAUCACUAAGUCAGGUGCCAGCUAUGCCUACAUCCUGGAGUCCUUUGGGGGAUUCAUCGCUUUCAUCCGACUGUGGACGUCACUGCUCAUCAUUGAGCCCACGAGCCAGGCCAUCAUUGCAAUCACAUUUGCCAACUACCUAGUGCAACCGCUCUUCCCCACCUGUGAGCCACCAUAUUCUGCCUCGCGCCUCAUCGCUGCUGCCUGCAUAUGUUUGCUGACGUUCAUAAACUCUGCCUAUGUAAAAUGGGGCACCAGAGUACAGGAUCUUUUCACCUAUGCCAAAGUCCUGGCUCUCAUCGUUAUCAUCAUCACAGGGAUUGUCAAACUCGCUCAAGGAAACACCGCGAACUUUGAGGCCUCCUUCCAGGGCUCAUCGACGAACCCAGGGGACAUAGCUUUAGCCUUAUACUCUGCACUCUUCUCCUACUCUGGCUGGGACACACUCAACUUUGUUACGGAGGAGAUCAAGAAUCCUGAGAGGAACUUGCCCUUGGCUAUUGCCAUCUCCAUGCCCAUCGUCACUGUCAUUUAUAUCCUGACCAAUGUGGCGUAUUAUGCUGUGCUGGACAUGAGUGCUAUCAUUGCCAGUGAUGCUGUAGCAGUGACAUUUGCGGACCACACCCUGGGGGUUAUGAGCUGGACCAUCCCCAUAGCAGUGGCUCUGUCCUGCUAUGGAGGACUGAAUGCCUCCAUCAUUGCUGCAUCCAGGCUGUUCUUUGUGGGGGCGCGAGAGGGUCAUCUGCCGGAUGCCUUGUCCAUGAUUCACAUGGAACGAUUCACUCCUGUCCCUGCCCUCCUCUUCAAUUGUGCCAUGGCACUGAUCUACCUGGCUGUGGAGGAUGUCUUCCUGCUCAUCAACUACUACAGUUUCAGCUACUGGUUCUUUGUGGGUCUGUCUAUUGCUGGUCAAAUCUACCUUCGCUGGAAGGAACCUGACCGACCCAGACCUCUGAAGCUAUCGUUGGUGUACCCCAUCAUCUUCUGCUUGUGUACGGUGUUCCUGGUGGCAGUACCCCUCUACUGUGACACACUGAACUCCCUAAUUGGCAUAGCAAUUGCCCUCUCUGGAGUGCCAGUUUAUUUCCUGGGCAUCUACACCCCAGAAUCCAAGCGACCACCUAUCAUCACAAAACUACUGCAUUCCAUCACACGUUUUACUCAGUUUACCUGCUUCUGCGUUCUCACUGAGAUGGACGUGAGUGAAUGAAGCCAUGUGUGAACUCACUACAACUACACCAAGUCACUCACUCUACCCGUCCCUAACACUGAGACCACAUGAGGAGGAAGGACUCCAAAUGGAUUUAUCUGACUAUUUUCUAUCAGAUUUGACUUGAUUAUAUCACAUAAACGUGCACUAAUCCACUUUCACCUGGUGGCCUGUACGUCACGGUCUGUUCUUCUGGGGAACAUGGAAUCACACACUCACCUACAUGCAGGUUGCACCCGUUCUGUCUUGCACGAGUCCGUUCAUGGGGCCUCAGCCCCUCUCAGGGACGUCAUUGGGGAACAGUGAUGCUGAACGCCUUAGGCUUCCUUCAGCCAACUGGACUGCUAAACAUUGAAGAAACCUGGGGUACUUCAGCCUGCCAUAUGAAGUGCCAGGGGCCUCUCCCCUCUCAGUGAGGAGAGGGAUAUGCUGGGUAGCAAUUAUGUAUGGGCGUUAUUGGCCAUGUGACCAUGUUAUUAUGGACUACUCUUUUGUUUUUUUUAAAUAGAACCUCUAAACUUUAUUUAUGCAGACUGUUUUUAAAGGGGGAAAUUAUUAGUUUUUACCAGACUUUUAAUGUUUUCAGUGUGUAUACAGUUUACAGAUUGUAAUGCAGCCAUCUAAUAGUAUUAAUAUACUGUGUCCUGUAAAUGUGUCUGUUCAGGAUUUCUUUGGGACUCUUAUUAAUCUAGUUUCAAGCCUUAAUCUAUAUGUGAAAUCCAGGGAAUGGGUCCUAAUUACUUACAAAAUCCUUUCAAUAUGCUGUUGUACAAAUUCACAUUUUGCCAAUUUUUUUUUAACUAUUUAUGUAAGCAUCACUUUAAUCAGCUUCUUUUAGGUGAUGUUAGGCAGAACCGGUUACAAGAAUGCAGAUCUUGGCAUUCUAUUCUGAUCACUUCUCGCUUACACCCCUUAUUUACAAAGUGUGUGUGUGUGUGGACCAUCAUUAUGCAGUAUCCAUUUUGAUGUCCCUCAUAAAUGGUCAAAGUUGAACUCAAAAUAAAUUUCAAGCAAUAGUU
Molecule: messenger RNA, 3168 nt
Organism: Clupea harengus (Atlantic herring)
Lineage: Eukaryota; Metazoa; Chordata; Actinopteri; Clupeiformes; Clupeidae
Gene: slc7a6
Product: solute carrier family 7 member 6
Biological process (GO): amino acid transmembrane transport
Cellular component (GO): membrane
Molecular function (GO): L-amino acid transmembrane transporter activity
Source: RefSeq, a predicted model, not a curated record